Molecule: messenger RNA, 1345 nt
Organism: Lecanosticta acicola
Lineage: Eukaryota; Fungi; Ascomycota; Dothideomycetes; Mycosphaerellales; Mycosphaerellaceae
Source: the annotation of a GenBank genome assembly
AUGGCCUCCACCUCAUCCGACGGCACCUCAUGGAUCUCGCCGGGCGAGUACUUCGAGGCGUACCGUCCCAUGACCACACCUCACGUCUAGACGCUCGCUGACCUCCCCUCCUUCACCUUGCAGGCGCCGGUAUCACGGCCGACUACAGCCCCCACAGCGAGACCUUGCGCAUUCUCGUCGUCUUCCUUUGCGGUCUCUCGCUCUACAACAGCGUGGAGCUGGUCAUCAUCGUCUUCAUGGUCAGUCUCGCACCCAGCCAGUCCAUCGGGAAAAGGACUGACAGACUCUUCGGCCUAGACCUUCACGCGCUUCCAAGGUCCCUACUUCUGGUCUUUCUUGAUCUCCACCCUCGGCAUCAUCCCCUACUCCCUCGGCUUCCUCCUCAAGUAUAUGAACAUCACGACUGGAGAGUCCAGAUGGCUCCCGGUGUCCAUCAUCACCCGUAAGUCGCCUCCGUCGUGUGCCUUCCUCGGGCUCACCAUCUUCUUCCGCAGUCGGCUGGUACUCAAUGGUGAUCGGUCAAUCUUUUGUCCUCUGGUGCCGGCUGCAUCUCAUCGUCACCGGUCAGAAGGGUGACAAGAUCCUCCGCUACACCAAGUGGAUGAUUCUGAUCAACAUCGUCUGUCUCCAUCUUCCUACGACCGUGCUUACCUUCGGUGCGAAUGGUAUCAUCGACACGCAGACCUUUGUGGUUGCCUACAAUAUCAUGGAGAAGGUUCAGAUGACCGGCUUCUUCCUCCAGGAGACUCUGCUGUCUUCCAUAUACAUCUUCGAGACCGCCAGGAUACUCCGAACGUCACUGCAGCCGGGCACGCGAAGGACGAUGAAGCAGUUGGUUGGCAUCAACGCGGUCAUCAUCAUCAUGGACCUGGCCUUACUCGGAUUGGAGGCCGCUUCGCUGUAUGUGUUGGAGACCCUCCUCAAAUCCGUCGUCUACGGCAUCAAGCUGAAGCUCGAAUUCGCCAUUCUCGGGAGGUUGGUCAAGUUUGUCGGUGGAAGCAGACCGGGUGCAGACUUGCGCAAGACAUCUGUUGAGUUCGUAAGCACCUGCCACGAACCAAGCCGGGACAACAAUGGCCUCGACGCCCGCGACUUCGUGGUGCACAACACCGAUAUCGCGCAUCCCUCGCGCUCACAUCCGUACUCGGAAUCACUGCCCUCCCACAUGUCACCUUCUAGCAUGAUCAUGGAUCACGUGGCUCGGUUCGAACACAUCGAGGUUGUAUCCACGCUACAAGGGACGACUUCAAGAAAUUCGCCCUCGCUCAGCAAUGGCAACGAGGUUUGGAAGCUUCUGCACGCCGCGUCCUGCACCAAGUCACAACCAAGUGAUAGCUUGGACUGA